Diorhabda carinulata is the source of this 1585-nucleotide messenger RNA. Its product is annotated as zinc finger protein ZIC 4. Gene Ontology annotation, biological process: regulation of transcription by RNA polymerase II; central nervous system development. Gene Ontology annotation, cellular component: nucleus. The record is from RefSeq and is a predicted model, not a curated record. The coding region runs from base 147 to 1370 and encodes 407 amino acids. NCBI's taxonomy places the organism in Eukaryota, Metazoa, Arthropoda, Insecta, Coleoptera, Chrysomelidae. Gene Ontology annotation, molecular function: DNA-binding transcription factor activity, RNA polymerase II-specific; RNA polymerase II cis-regulatory region sequence-specific DNA binding. The transcript is spliced from 3 exons.
GUUCAGUCAAGCUGUGAGCUCCGCGUGUAAUAGUCACCCUAGUGAGAGCCAUUAUUACAUUUUUUCACCAAAAACUUGAACAAAAACCGCGAUUCGCGUGUUUAGCAAUGUUCCCCAAGUGAUAAUAUCUACAGUGCUAAUUCGAAAUGAUUAACGCGUUUAUGGACACUGGCCAUCAUCAUUUGGCUUCUUACGGCCUAAAAAUGUCACCAGGACAUAAUGGUGGUGCAGGAAGUCUUCCGUCGCCUCAUCAGAAUCCUGCUGCAGCUAUGACGGCGCCAGAAGUUGGACCAGGUCACCAGAAUCACUUCCAAAGUAACUACGGGCACGUAGGUCACCUCAAUCCCCAUGCUGGUUACGCCGCUAGAGAUUUUUUGUUGCGACGAGAUCAUCAUGAUUUUCCCACAGCUCAAACGGCUCCCAGUGAUCCCGUUCUAUUCCACCAUCACCCCGAAAUGCCUCCCCAUCACAAUCCACAUUUAACUCCUCAUCACCAAAUGUUAUAUUCAAGGACAGAUCACCACGCUGCCUACCAUCCCCAACCGAAUCAUCACCAAUACCUCAAUCCCCAUAUGGGCAUGCCGCAUCAUCCAACAAAUGUACACGGGGCUUUCUUUAGGUAUAUGAGACAACCUAUAAAACAAGAAAUGCAAUGUUUGUGGAUAGAUCCCGAUCAACCGCUACCUAGAAAAACGUGUGGUAAACAUUUUACUAGUAUGCAUGAAAUAGUGUCGCAUUUAACCGUGGAACAUGUCGGGGGACCUGAGUGUACGACUCACGCUUGUUUUUGGCAAAACUGUGCUAGAAAUGGAAGGCCUUUCAAGGCUAAAUAUAAACUGGUGAAUCAUAUUAGGGUCCAUACGGGGGAAAAACCUUUUCCGUGCCCUUUUCCAGGUUGUGGAAAAGUAUUCGCCCGUAGUGAAAAUCUCAAAAUCCAUAAAAGAACUCACACAGGUGAAAAACCGUUUAAAUGUGAGUUUGAAGGUUGUGAUAGACGUUUUGCUAAUUCAUCAGACAGGAAAAAACAUUCUCAUGUUCAUACAUCAGACAAACCGUAUAAUUGCCGUGUAGCAGGCUGUGAUAAAUCUUAUACUCAUCCCUCAUCAUUAAGGAAACACAUGAAGGUUCAUGGUUGUUCAGGAAGAUCACCCCAUCACUACGAGAGUGACGGUGAAGAAUCAAACUCAUCAUCAGCAGGAAGUAUAUCCGUAGCUGCUUCCCCACACGUCCAAUUACCAUCUCAGGUUCCUGGUACAACAUCAUUAAGUGAUUGGUAUGUCUGCCAGCCCACACCAGCUCCCCCCGAUCCAUUAGGUACUUUAGGACAUUUUGGAAACCUCCAUCAUAGUGGAGUUACUACUGCUUAUUAGUGUUUUAUCGAAUUUUUUUGUUUAUACUUUGGCUAAAGCACUUACGGGUAGGGGUGGUAAAGUGUCGAGUAUGCGAAUGUUUUUUUUUUUGAAAUUUUCAACAAUAUUUGACAUAAAUUACCGCCUUUUUGUAAAUAUUUUGUAUUACUACGAUAUCGAAGUUGUCCCAAAUAUAUUUUAUAAGAUAUCUUGAAAAUAAAAGGGAAUAAAGAAUU